Messenger RNA from Penicillium coprophilum, 2307 nucleotides. RefSeq lists its product as uncharacterized. Gene Ontology annotation, molecular function: oligopeptide transmembrane transporter activity. The transcript has 3 exons. The record is from RefSeq and is a predicted model, not a curated record. Bases 1 to 2307 code for a protein of 768 amino acids. Lineage: Eukaryota; Fungi; Ascomycota; Eurotiomycetes; Eurotiales; Aspergillaceae. Gene Ontology annotation, biological process: transmembrane transport.
AUGUCCUCCAAGGAAUUAGAUAUCGACACCAUCAAACCCGUGCUCAUCGGAGCGGAUGAAGAGGUCGUCGAAGGUGGCUUGGACAAAAUCGAGCUGGAAAAAGAUGAGAUUAUCAAUGAAGAGUUCAGCUAUGAAUCGCACCGCUCUCCAUUUCCUGAAGGCGUGGCUGUCGUUCCCGAGACGGACGAUCCCGAUAUGCCGGUUAAUACGGUGCGGAUGUGGCUCCUAGGCAUUGUGUUCACUAUGCUUGGAUCCGGGAUCAACCAGUUCUUUUCGUUGCGUUAUCCGUCAGUUCAUAUUGUGGCCCUAGUAGCAGAAUUACUUGCCUAUCCGAUCGGAGUGUUCCUGGCCAAGACCCUCCCUCUCACAUCUGUCCGACUCGGGCCUUUGGGUACAUUCGUUGUCAACCCGGACAGGUCGUUUAAUAUCAAAGAGCACGCGCUGAUCGUUAUCAUGAGCAAUGUGUCUUUCGGAUAUGCUUCAGCGGACGCGACAAACAUUAUCCAAGCUGCCAGCAAAAACUUCUACAAUUUCAAUCUCAAACCCGGCUUCUACGUGCUCAUUGUUCUCGUUGCCCAACUUCUCGGAUUUGGUGUCGCAGGUCUCGCAGCUCCAUGGCUCGUCGAACCCGCUCGCAUCAUCUGGCCCGGUGUGUUAUCCAACUGUGCCAUGCUCGAAACAUUGCAUUCGCGAGCGAACACUGUCGCAAACGGAUGGCGCAUAACCCGUCUCCGAUUCUUCAUGUAUGUUAUGACCGGUGCCUUUGUCUGGUACUUUUUCCCAGGUCUUAUAUUCACCGCACUUUCCUAUUUCACUUGGGUCUGCUGGAUCGCACCGAAAAACGUCAUCGUCAAUCAUCUCUUCGGUAUGCAGACGGGUCUCGGUCUGAGUCCAAUUACCUUCGACUGGAGCCAGAUUGCCUAUAACACCAACCCGCUCCUGUCGCCAUCAUGGGCUGCGUUGAAUGUCUUCGCCGGCUUCGCAUUCUUCUACUGGAUUGUCACGCCUGCCCUAUACUACACCAAUACUUGGUUCACGGCUUAUCUCCCACUCAUGACAGCCGACGUUUAUGACAAUACCGGUGCCCCUUACGAUACAGCUCGAGUCAUUUCUGCAGAUAAUACUCUAGAUCAGGCCGCUUAUCGAAAUUACUCGCCUCCCUACCUGAGUGCGACGUUUGCAUUCGUCUAUGGACUUUCAUUCGCUGCCAUCACCUCAGUGCUAUCGCACAUCGCUAUUUGGCAUAGCCGAGACUUGUGGGCUGCUAUGAAGGGUCGGAAUAAGCUGGAUAUUCACGCCCGCCUCAUCCGUGCCUCGUAUCGCCGAACACCCUGGUACUGGUACGCUGGCAUCAUCGUGGUUAUCAUGGCAAUGGCCAUUGCGCUAGUCGAAGUCUAUCACACUAAGCUUCCAGUUUACGGAGUCUUUCUAGCCUUGAUCAUCCCGGUUGUAUACAUGGUCCCAUGCGGUAUUGUGCAGGGCAUUACAAACGUGGAUGCAAAUCAGCUGAACGUUCUGGCUGAGUUCAUUGGUGGAUAUAUGUUCGAAGGAAAGCCACUCGCCAAUAUGAUUUUCAAGAUCAUUUCCACCGAUGUCGUCGGACAGGGGGUUUACUUCGCUAUGGACAUGAAACUAGCUCACUAUUUGAAAGUGCCGCCGCGUACUUGUUUCGUAGCGCAGUUUGUUGCCACUAUCCUAGGCGCACUCACUCAGGCGGGUGUGACGCUUUGGAUGCUUGGUAAUAUUUCGGGGAUUUGCGAGUCUGACCAAGCGGAUGGAUUUACUUGUCCAAAUGGCCGGACUGUCUACUCUUCAUCCGUGAUUUGGGGUCUUGUCGGGCCUCGCCGGCUCUACUCUGUGGGCGAAAUCUAUUCUCCUCUGUUGCACUUUUUCUGGAUCGGUGCUAUCGCUCCAGUUGUGACUUUCCUUCUGUAUCGUUAUACUAGACGCCAGUUUUGGAAGUACAUCAACUGGCCACUGAUAUUUGUUGGAACUUACAACGUCCCACCUGCCACUGGAAUCAAUUAUUCAAGCUGGGCACUGGUCAACUUUGCCUUCAACUACUUCAUUAAACGGAAGUUCUUUGCUUGGUGGACCAAGUACAAUUAUAUCUUGGCAGCCGCACUCGAUACAGGGCUUGCCAUUAGUGGCAUUGUUAUUUUCUUUUGCAUCUCAUACCCUGGUGCCACUUUCCCUGACUGGUGGGGGAAUAAUGUGUACCUCAAUACUGCUGAUGCCCAGGGUGUAGCGUACAAGUCGAUGCCAGAUGUUGGGUACUUUGGGCCUCCUAAUGGGACGUGGACUUGA